This is a messenger RNA of Siniperca chuatsi (mandarin fish), 2266 nucleotides long. RefSeq names its product proline-rich receptor-like protein kinase PERK9. NCBI's taxonomy places the organism in Eukaryota, Metazoa, Chordata, Actinopteri, Centrarchiformes, Sinipercidae. The coding region runs from base 1510 to 2151 and encodes 213 amino acids. The transcript has 2 exons. The record is from RefSeq and is a predicted model, not a curated record.
CUUUGUGUGCAUAUUGCUGGACGACAAUUGGACUUGACAAACCGCCUGUAGAGCCACAGAACAUAUUUGGGUUGGUCGCACGAAACAAGACAUUUGAAGAAGUCACCUUAUGUCACGGAUACGCCAGGCUCCACAAUCCACUAAUCACCCACACCUGCUCCAAAUCACACUCAUGCUCCCCAUUAGCUCACAAUCACAGCCUGUAUAAAAGCCCUGCACUUCAGUCUGGGUCCGACCUCGUUUGCGACCAGGACUCUCCAUGCCACUUGGCAUAACACCUCGAUCUCCCGUCUCCAGCGAUCUUCUCCCGUCUCCAGCGAUCUUCUCCCGUCUCCAGCGAUCUUCUCUCGUCUCCAGCGAUCUUCUCUCGUCUCCAGCGAUGAUCUCCCAUCUCCAGCGAUCUUCAGUCUCCCUCAAUCUCCUGUCUCCAGUGAAUCUUCCCUCCUACGGACUUCCCUAACUAUAAACUAAUACUCUCGGGCUGUCAUCUAAAUAAAAGAACAUUCUGUGUCCAUCUCGGUGUCCCCUGCCUGUCUGUUCAGUAACAGAAGGUCGGACCUGCCGAAAGGAUGACAGCCCUGAGCCCCGAUGACCCCUUCCCGGAUCUGGAAGAUAACGUCAAAAGAUAUUUCCUCGCAAUCCUUCACCACCUCUGGCUACUAGCGUGAUGACCCAACCAGGGACCUUCUCUGGCGCGGCAGAAGACUGCGAGGAAUUUUUGGUGCGGAGUUGCCUGGUCUUCUGGAUGUAUCCACACCAGUUUCCCACCAAGAUAUCCAAAGUAGCCUUCUUAGUUUAACUUAACUGGGCAGGAUCCUUAUGGUUACGAGAUGAGGCUAUCAUCCACUCGUUUGGCAAGUUCACAACACUCCUCUGGAAGGAGUUUGGCCCCCCAGUCGUUAAUUCAGCAGCCAGUCCUCAGCCUGCACCUCUACCGACCAAUAUUCAGGCUAUCAACCCACUACUUGCCUGCACCGAAGCUCCGCCGCCCAGCUGCUCGCCAGCGCCACCGCCCAGCUGCUCGCCGGUCUCCCAGCUACUCUCCUUCUCCGCUUCCCCGCUGCUCGCCUGCUGCACUGCCCUCUCCAGUUUCAGCGCCGCAGAUGUCCCCAGUUCCAACGCCGCGGCUGUCCCAAGCUCCAGCACCAUCACUCCCUGCUGGAUCGCAGUAGCCAUCACUCCCUACCAGAUUGCCACAGCUCCCCGAUCCCAAACUCUCUGCCAGACCACAGCCGCUCCUUGCUCCCAGCCUCCCUGCUGGAUUGCAGUCGCCUCCUUCCCCGGCUGGAUCGCAGCCGUCCCCUCCUCCGGAAUGGCGGGUUCCGGACUCCCAGACAUCACUGGUCUGGCCCGCUCCACUGCCGGUCAUCCCGUCGCCGGCUCCUGGUCCUGCGGCCCCGACCCCGGCUCCCUAUCCUGCAGUCCCGUCGCCGGUUCCUGCUGUUGCGUCACCAGCUCCCUGUCCUGCAGUCCCAUCGCCGGCCCUUGAUCUGGUUCACAGGCCUCCAGAUGGCUCCCGCCUUCGUCGCAGGCCUCCAGAGGGUCCCCGCCAUCGCCAAAGGCUUCCAGGGCCUUCCCCCUUCAUUCCCCCAGGGUCCCAGCCUUCGUCUUAGCUGCCGGUCUCCUGUGACACUCCAUCUGUACCACCGGGAUUCCACCAGGCCCCCCGAUGGGGUUGAACCUUAUCACAGACCACAUGAGAUCAGCUCCGAACCUGUCAAGACCCGGGCCAUCCGCCCGGGGUCCCCUGCUCCGCACCUGUCCAGUCCACGGGCUGUUCCGCCCGUGUUCCCCAGCUCCUCGCCAGGCCAGUCCCCGGGUCAUUCACCUGGGGUCUUCAGCUCCGCGCCAGUCCAGUCCCCGGGUCGUCCACCUGGGUUCCUCAGCUCCACCCUGUUUCUGCUACUAGGUCGUCCAUCCGAGAUCCUCCGUAACACCCAGGACCAGGUACCUGGUCGGCCGUCCGAGGCUCCCUGCUCCACACCUGCCCAGGCUCCGGGUCGUCCGCCCGAGGCUCCCAACUCCACACCUGUCCCGGCUCUGGGUCGUCCGCCCGAGGCUCCCAACUCCACACAUGUCCCAGCUCCGAGUCGUCCACCCAAAGUUCCCAGCUCCGCACAUGCCCAAACCCCAGCUGUCCAACUGGAUUAACCCGCUCCCGGUGGUGGAGGAGGACCACCACGUCAGUGGUGCGACAUGUUUUCAGAUAGAUACAGCUGUGUCUUAAGGUAAUCACCAUCCAAAUUAAGCAAAGACUGGUUUGCCG